AAAUUCGCAGACUUUAAAUUUAAGCUGCAGAUUUUUUCGAUGACGCAGAUAUUUGCAGAUUUUUUAGUUUGGUUGCAGAUAUUUGCAGAUUUUUUAGUUUGGUUGCAGAUUUUUGAGUAUAAAGGCUUUUGGUUACACUAGCUUUCCUCACAUUUUUUGUUCUUCCCAGACUUUUAAAAUUAUUAUUGCAGACAUUUGAAAAAAGUACCUGGCAUCUCUGAAUACAUUAAACAGCAGUGAUUAUUGUAGUUAUCAUCACAUUGUGAAGGAAAUUAUGGAACCCGCUACAAUUCGUAAAUUGGACGAAGCAGUUGUGAACAGGAUAGCGGCCGGUGAAAUUAUCCAACGGCCAGCAAAUGCAUUAAAAGAAAUGGUGGAAAACAGUCUCGACGCGAAAGCAACCAGCAUUCAGGUAGUGGUCAAAGUAGGUGGACUAAAAUCGCUGCAGAUUCAGGAUAACGGAAGUGGAAUCCGACGAGAAGACUUAGGUAUAGUAUGUGAGCGGUUUACAACUUCAAAGUUGCAGAGCUUUGAAGACCUUUCAGCAAUUGAUACGUACGGAUUUCGUGGAGAAGCGCUGGCCAGUAUCAGUCAUGUAGCCCAUCUAACCAUAAUCACAAAAACACGAAAUGAACAGUGUGCAUUCAGGGCAUCUUAUGAGGAUGGUAAAUUGAAAGGAGAAAUCAAAACCUGUGCAGCUAAUCAGGGUACGCAAAUUUCCGUUGAGGAUCUGUUCUACAACGUCCCGAUGCGCAAACAAGCACUCAAAGCUCCCAACGAAGAGUUCCAAAAAAUAUCAGACGUUAUCGCCAAAUACGCAGUGCAUAAUCCGCAAACCGGAUUUAUGCUAAAGAAAUUCGGCGAAAACGCGACUAUUAGAACACAGGCAAAGUCUACCGUUCAGAACAAUAUUAAACUGAUCUAUGGCCCAUCCAUCGGCAAGGCUCUUCUCAAAGUUGCUUUCGACAACGAAAUUCUAGGGUUGACUGUUGAUGGUCAUAUCACGAAUGUCAAUUUUUCUCUAAAAAAAGGGAUAUUUCUACUUUUUAUCAACCACCGAGCAGUCGAGUCAGCUAAUCUCAAAAAAGCGAUUGACCAAGUUUACUCACUCUAUUUGCCCAAAGGAAUGGCUCCAUUUGUAUAUCUUUCUAUAGAACUACAUCCAACCAAUGUGGAUGUUAACGUACAUCCAACGAAGCACGAGGUCCACUUUUUGCAUGAAGAUGAAAUUGUGGAACAAAUCAAGGAGGCAGUAGAGCGAGCUCUACUUGGCGCUAAUGCGUCGAGAACAUUUUACACCCAGGCAUUGUUGCCAGGAGCUUCUAACCCUGAUUCGGUAAAGUUGAACGAUUCUAGCAGCGAUAAAUCCAGGUUAGAUUACAAAUUUGUUCGCACCAGUCACAACGACCAGAAGCUGGAGAAAUUUUUUGGAAUCAAUAUUUCUAGGAAUGCAAGUUUCAGUGGAACUGACAAAACUGAAAAGAUAACACCACGGCGAGAGAAACAUUUCAAGGACACUAAACUUACCAGUAUAUUGAACUUGCGCAAGAGCAUUGAGGAUGACUGUGAUCGAGAUUUGCGAAAAAUUUUCAGCGAGCUCACCUUUGUCGGUGUGAUUGAUCGCACGCAUGCCCUUAUUCAGUACGACACAAAAAUGUUUCUUACCUCAACAAAAGUAUUGUGUGAAGAGCUUUGCUAUCAAAUAUUGCUGUUUAAUUUCGGAAAUUUUGCUAGAAUGGAUUUCGCGAACCCGUUGCCUUUGCUGGAACUGGCCACUUUAGCGCUACAGGAUUCGGAAAGCGGAUGGACUGAAGAGGAUGGAUCAAAACAAGAACUUGCCGAACGAAUCAAAGAGAUACUAAUUACUAAGGCACCACUUAUGCGAGAAUAUUUCAACCUUUGCAUUAGUGCCGAAGGAAAUCUUGAAUCAAUUCCUAUUGUAAUCGAAGAAUAUAUCCCAUCAAUGGCUCAUUUGCCUAUAUUUUUACUUCGCUUAGCUACCGAGGUCGAGUGGGAUGACGAACAAGAGUGCUUUCAAACAUUUUGUCGUGAAACUGCAAUGUACUAUGCAAGAGUGGCAUGCACUAAAAAUGAACAGGAGUACAAGUGGGAAGCUGAGCAUGCAGUCUAUUCAACCAUCAAACAAUAUUUUAUACCACCCAAAGCAUUUGCCAAAAACGGAUCGCUACUUCAGGUGGCCAACCUUCCUGACCUUUAUCGCGUCUUUGAAAGAUGUUAAUGUUGGAGUGGUUUGCUUCUAUUUAUGUAAAUAAGGCUUAUACAUAAUUUUACUAUUUUAACAA
This is a messenger RNA of Topomyia yanbarensis, 2303 nucleotides long. It is a transcript of the gene Mlh1, whose product is annotated as DNA mismatch repair protein Mlh1. Gene Ontology annotation, biological process: mismatch repair. Gene Ontology annotation, cellular component: MutLalpha complex. NCBI's taxonomy places the organism in Eukaryota, Metazoa, Arthropoda, Insecta, Diptera, Culicidae. Bases 275 to 2239 code for a protein of 654 amino acids. The transcript has 2 exons. The record is from RefSeq and is a predicted model, not a curated record. Gene Ontology annotation, molecular function: mismatched DNA binding; ATP hydrolysis activity; ATP binding.